Molecule: messenger RNA, 13225 nt
Organism: Mesocricetus auratus (golden hamster)
Lineage: Eukaryota; Metazoa; Chordata; Mammalia; Rodentia; Cricetidae
Gene: Muc5b
Product: mucin 5B, oligomeric mucus/gel-forming
Exons: 49
Coding region: 29-12706 (4225 amino acids)
Cellular component (GO): extracellular matrix
Molecular function (GO): protein binding
Source: RefSeq, a predicted model, not a curated record
CCUGUCUGCCCUCUGUGCUGCCCCCAGGAUGGGCAGCAGGAGCUGGAGCUGGGCUCUGAUCUGGGCCUCUGUGGCCUUGUUCACGGUGUGGCCAGCAGAGAGCCAGAGCCAUCUAGAGCUGAGCUCGGAACACCCGGAACUCACUGCAGAGGGUCAGAAAGCAUAUAGUGCUCCCACAGCCUUCUCUACCCAGCAUGUUACCUUCAUCCCGCCUAUCACUGUCUUCCCCAGCAUGAGCCCCGUAAAACUGGCACACAAUGGAAGAGUGUGCAGCACAUGGGGUGACUUCCACUAUAAGACCUUCGACGGUGACAUGUUCCGCUUCCCUGGCCUCUGUAACUAUGUCUUCUCUUCACACUGUGGGGCCACCUACGAGGACUUCAACAUCCAACUGCGUCGUGGUCUUGAGGGUUCCAGGCCCAUGGUCACUCAUGUGGUCCUCAGGGCCCAGGGACUGGUAAUUGAGCUGUCCAAUGGCUCUGUCCUGGUGGAUGGACAGCGGGUGGAGCUGCCCUACAGCCGUGCAGGUCUUCUGAUGGAGAAGAGCAGUGGUUACGUGAAGGUCGGCAUUCGGCUGGUCCUCACCUUCCUGUGGAAUGAAGACAGUGCCUUGCUGGAGCUGGACUCCAAAUAUACCAACCAGACGUGUGGGCUGUGCGGCGACUUCAACGGGCUCCCAGCUGUCAACGAGUUCUACGCCCACAACACCAGGCUGACCCCUGUGCAGUUUGGAAACCUGCAGAAGCUGGAUGGUCCUACAGAGCAAUGCCAGGACACCCUGCCCGCAGCUGUCAACAACUGCACAGACAGGGAGAACAUCUGCCACCACGUCCUGCUUGGCCCUGCCUUUGCUGAGUGCACUGCCCUGGUAGAUGUCAGCAUGUACUUGGACGCCUGUGUCCAGGACCUGUGCCUCUGCCCCACGUGCCCAUGUGCCACCUUUGCUGAGUAUUCCCGCCAGUGUGCCCACGCAGGGGGCCAUCCACAGAACUGGAGGAGUCCUGAUCUCUGCAACUGGACAUGCCCUUUCAACAUGGAACACCACGAGUGCAGUUCACCCUGUGUGGACACCUGCUCCAACCCCCAACGCUCUCAGCUCUGCGAGGACCACUGCAUGGAUGGCUGCUUCUGUCCCCCAGGCACUGUGCUGGAUGACAUCAGACACUUGGGCUGCCUUCCCCUGGAGCAGUGCCACUGCACCCAUGGUGGCCACACUUAUGCUCCGGGAGAGUCCUUCAACACCAGCUGCAGCUCCUGCACCUGCUUCGGGGGACUGUGGCAGUGCCAGGACCUGCCGUGCCCCGGGACCUGCUCUGUGCAAGGCGGGUCUCACAUCUUCACCUAUGAUGAGAAACUCUACAACGUGCACGGGGACUGCGGCUACAUCCUGUCCAAGAAAUGUGCAGACAGCAGCUUCACUGUGCUGGUGGACCUGCAGAAGUGUGGAGUGACAGAUACCGAGAACUGCCUCAAAGCUGUGACACUCAGCCUCAAUAGUGGGGAAAUGGUCAUCCGGAUCCAGGCUAACGGUGCUGUGUUCCUGAACUCCAUCUUUACCCAGUUGCCCCUGUCAGCAGCCAACACCACCAUCUUCAGCCCAUCAUCCUUCUUCAUCGUGGUGCAGACAGGCAUGGGGCUGCAGCUGCAAGUGCAGUUGGUGCCCAUCAUGCAGGUGUUUGUCAGGCUGGACCCUUCCUAUCACGGCCAGAUGUGUGGCCUGUGUGGGAACUUCAACCAGAAUCAGGCUGAUGACUUCACAGCCCUAAGUGGGGUGGUGGAGGGCACAGGAGCCGCCUUCUCCAACACCUGGAAGACUCAAGCCUCCUGCCCCAAUGCCAAGAACACCUUUGAGGACCCCUGCUCUUACAGCGUGGAGACUGAGAACUAUGCCCAGGAGUGGUGCUCCAAGCUCACUGAAAGCUCAGGAAUCUUCUCGGCCUGCCAUGCCACCGUCAGCCCAGCACCCUUCUAUUCGAACUGCCUGUUUGACACGUGCAACUGUGAGAAGAGUGAGGACUGCAUGUGCGCGGCCCUGUCCUCCUAUGUGCAUGCUUGUGCCGCCAAAGGCGUGCUGCUCAGUGGCUGGAGGGAUGGCGUCUGCUCCAAGUACAUGAACAACUGCCCCCAGAACAAGAGCUACUCCUAUGCAGUGAGCACUUGUGAGCCGACCUGCCGCUCUCUGAGUGAGGCCGAUGUCACCUGUGGCAUCUCCUUUGUGCCCGUGGAUGGCUGUACCUGCCCCGAAGGCACCUUCCUGAACGACAAGGGUCACUGUGUGCGUGAUGAGGAGUGCCCCUGCUUCUUCCAUGGGACUGUGGUGGCUCCCAGAGAGUUUGUUACGGACAAUGGUGUGGUGUGCUCGUGUGAAAAUGGGAAGUUGACCUGUCUUGGAGCCCUGAUGCAGAGGAGCACAGAGUGCCAGGCGCCUAUGGUAUAUCUGGACUGCAACAAUGCCUCAGUGGGUGACAAAGGGGCUGAAUGCCUCAGAAGCUGCCACACACUGGAUGUGGACUGUUUCAGCACACACUGUGUCUCGGGCUGUGUGUGUCCCUCAGGGCUGGUAGCAGAUGGGAAUGGGGGCUGCAUUGCUGAGGAGAACUGCCCCUGCGUACACAAUGAAGCCACCUAUAGACCUGGGGAUAUCAUCCGGGUGGACUGCAAUAACUGCACCUGCAGGAACCGCCGGUGGGAGUGUACUGAUCGUCCCUGUAUGGGUGCAUGUGUGGCCUAUGGGGAUGGCCAUUUUGUCACCUUUGAUGGUGAACGCUACAUCUUUGAAGGCAGCUGCGAGUAUACCUUGGCUCAGGACUACUGUAGAGGCAAUACCAGUACUGAUGGGACCUUUCGUAUUGUCACUGAGAAUGUCCCUUGUGGAACCACGGGAACCACCUGUUCCAAGGCCAUCAAGAUCUUUGCGGAGAGCUAUGAACUGAUUCUUCAUGAGGGGAACUUCAAGGUGGUAGAGAGAGGGCCAAGUGGGGACCUUCCAUAUAAGAUCAGAUACAUGGGCAUCUUCCUGGUCAUUGAGAUCCGCAGUGGGAUAGUCGUGUCCUGGGACAGGAAGACCAGUGUGUUUGUCCGACUGCAGCAGCAUUACAAGGGAAGGGUCUGUGGCUUGUGUGGGAACUUUGAUGACAAUGGCAUCAAUGACUUCACCACACGCAGCCAGUCUGUGGUGGGUGAUGUGCUGGAGUUUGGAAAUAGCUGGAAGUUCUCCCCAUCCUGCCCAGAUGCCCCAGUUCCCAAGGACCCCUGCACUACCAACCCUUACCGCAAGUCCUGGGCCCAGAAGAAGUGCAGCAUCAUCAACAGUGAGACCUUCGCUGCCUGCCACUCCCAGGUUGACUCUACCAAGUACUAUGAAGCCUGUGUACAUGAUGUAUGUGCCUGUGACUCAGGGGGUGACUGCGAGUGUUUCUGCACUGCUGUGGCCGCCUAUGCCCAGGCCUGCCGUGAUGUGGGUGUGUGCUUGUCCUGGAGGACACCAGACAUCUGCCCUCUUUUCUGUGACUACUACAACCCUCAUGGGGAGUGUGAGUGGCAUUACCAGCCCUGUGGAGCACCCUGUCUGAAGACCUGUCGAAACCCUGCUGGACACUGCCUUGUUGACCUGCAAGGCCUGGAAGGUUGCUAUCCACAGUGCCCACCCACGCAGCCCUUCUUCAAUGAGGACCAGAUGAAGUGUGUGGCCCAGUGUGGAUGCUAUGACGAUGAUGGAAACUACCAUGACAUUGACACACAGGUUCCUACAGCUGAGAAUUGCCAGAGUUGUCUCUGCACCCCUGGUGGCCUUCAGUGUGUUCACAACCUUACAGCCUGCACAUGUACCUAUGAGGGCCGUACCUACCACUACAAUGAUGUUGUCUACAACACCACGGAUGGCCUUGGUGCAUGCUUAGUGGCCAUCUGCAAAGACAAUGGAACUAUAAUACGCACAGCUGAGGAGUGCCCUGAAGUCUUGUCUACCACACCAUUUACAUUCACCACUACCUUGGCAUCCCAUGCCACAUCAGGCUCAGCUCCCACUGUGUCCCCUGUAUCCACUGUGUGUGUCCAUGAGGUCUGCCACUGGUCCAUUUGGUAUGAUGAGAGCUACCCAGAGCCUGGAAUGACAGGUGGGGACUUCGAAACAUUUGAGAACCUGAGGCAGAAAGGGCACCAGGUGUGCCAAACUCCUGCUGCCAUUGAGUGCCGUGCAGAGAAGUUCCCCAGCAUGGACUUACAGAAGCUGGGUCAGAAGGUGAACUGUGAUUCAUCCUGGGGGUUGAAAUGCCUCAACAGUGAGCAGAGCCCCCCAAUCUGCUACAACUAUGAGAUGAGAGUUCUGUGCUGUGAUUAUGUGCCUUGUACUUCUUCCCUGACCUCAGGCACAAGUACCACUCACUCCCUGCCUGAGACCAGUUCAGAGCCCACUUUGUCCACUCUCAGUACUCAUACAGCAUCCUUAGUAUCCCAGUCCAGACCCUCCUGGACCACAGAAGGGAAAAAGACAUCCCUGGAUAAAAUUCAUAGCUCACGGCAAACAGUAACAUUUACCACAAAAAGUGGGGCCACUUCAUAUCCAAUUGGGUCCACAAACUCAGUCAGCAGCCUCCCUGCAUCCAGCCGUACCUGGACUACAACAGUAAAAGAGACCACCUUACACACAAUGCCUAGCUCCCAGACAAAAUCAAUAUUUACUUCACAGACAGGGUCCACUUCCACAGCCAGCAUGAUCACGCAGAAAGUCAGCAGCCCCAUGACCUCCACCAGCUGCCAACCCCAGUGUCAGUGGACAAAGUGGUUUGAUGUGGACUACCCCACAUCUGACAGGGAGGGAGGAGACAUUGAGACAUAUGACAAGAUCAGGGCCGCUGGGGCAGACAUCUGUGGACAGCCUCAGGACAUCCAGUGUGUGGCCCAGAACUACCAGGACAUGAGUUUGGACAUGCUGGAUCAGAAAGUCAAGUGUGAUGUCAACUUUGGUCUGGUGUGCCACAACAGGGACCAGGGAGACAAGUUUGGGAUGUGCUACAACUACAUCAUCCGUGUGCUGUGCUGUGAUGUCAGCCACUGCCAAGGACCUACCACCUCUGCAGGGACACCCCCAACACCAGGAACUGCCUCCACUGCUACACAGACCCUGUCCUCCAAGCCUUGGCCCAACACUAGUCCAGUUGACACCUGGUCUCCCUCAGACUCCAUCACCAGCAUCUAUGCCUCAGAGAUGCCCACCCUUGGGAUCCUGACUACAAGGGUGUCAUCACCACCCAGCACUCCUCUGACAGCCACCUCAAAGACCACUCAGCAUCCCAUGAGUUCAGCAUCCUCUAACACUGUAGGCAGCCUUGAGACAUCCACCAGCUGCCAACCCCAGUGUCACUGGACAAAGUGGUUUGAUGUGGACUACCCCACAUCUGACAGGGAGGGAGGAGACAUUGAGACAUAUGACAAGAUCAGGGCCGCUGGGGCAGACAUCUGUGGACAGCCUCAGGACAUCCAGUGUGUGGCCCAGAACUACCAGGACAUGAGUUUGGACAUGCUGGAUCAGAAAGUCAAGUGUGAUGUCAACUUUGGUCUGCUGUGCUAUAACAGGGACCAGGAAGACAAAUUUGGGAUGUGCUACAACUACAUCAUCCGUGUGCUGUGCUGUGAUGUCAGCCACUGCCAAGAACCUACCACCUCUGCAGGGACACCCCCAACACCAGGAACUGCCUCCACUGUCAGUUCCAGGUCAGUCAUACGCACUGCCUCGUCUGUGUCCAGCAUGCCCACCAACAUCAGCACUACUGAGUCUAUUUCAUCCCCCCCAAAAACCACAGUCUUCACCAGGGCUUCUUCCACAGCCACACUCACACCCAGUGAGACAAAAACCUCAUCAAAGCUAACAACUGGUCUCUCCUCAGUCCCUACAACCAUGAGUACUACUUCCACAGGGUGUAAGUUUCAAUGCACCUGGACAGAUUGGCUGGACAGUGACAAACCCCAACCUGGUCAGUUUGGGGGAGACAUUGAGACCUACUAUCAUAUUAGAAACAAGACAGGCAUUCAGAUAUGUGAGAAACCUGUGGACAUAGAAUGUGAAGCUAUUCUCUUCCCCAACAUGUCCUUCCAGCAGCUGGGCCAGGAGGUAGUUUGUAAUGUGGACUUUGGGCUCAUCUGCAGGAAUAGCAAACAGGUCAACAAUCAAACCUGUUUCAACUACCAUAUCCGUGUACUGUGCUGUGAGGAAGAUACCAGCUGUUUCAGCACAACUGGAUCACUGUCUACCACCUCCAGUCAAGUGACAGAAUCCACUAACACAGCAGGGCCACUGUCCUCCACGCCCAUAUUGGCACCUGGAUUUCACAGUACGGUGUCCAUGGCCACAAGCAAGUGGCCAUCAGAGGAGCCAAUACCUUCAACUUCAGUCACAACUCUAAGGCAACCCUCUUCCGCUAGGACACAGAGGAUUGUCUCCAUUGCCACAACAAGCGCUACAAAGAGCUUCCCUAUCUCUAGUCUAUCUACACUCUCAGCCUCUCGCACCAGCUUUUUCCAAACAUCAAAAGAGCCACAUUCAGGUAAACCAAACACAACUUCACGGACAGCCUCUUCCAAUGCAGCAUUCAGCACACAGAUGGUCACUUCCACAGCCAGCAUGAUCACGCAGACAGUCAGCAGCCCCAUGACCUCCACCAGCUGCCAACCCCAGUGUCAGUGGACAAAGUGGUUUGAUGUGGACUACCCCACAUCUGACAGGGAGGGAGGAGACAUUGAGACAUAUGACAAGAUCAGGGCCGCUGGGGCAGACAUCUGUGGACAGCCUCAGGACAUCCAGUGUGUGGCCCAGAACUACCAGGACAUGAGUUUGGACAUGCUGGAUCAGAAAGUCAAGUGUGAUGUCAACUUUGGUCUGGUGUGCCACAACAGGGACCAGGGAGACAAGUUUGGGAUGUGCUACAACUACAUCAUCCGUGUGCUGUGCUGUGAUGUCAGCCACUGCCAAGGACCUACCACCUCUGCAGGGACACCCCCAACACCAGGAACUGCCUCCACUGCUACACAGACCCUGUCCUCCAAGCCUUGGCCCAACACUAGUCCAGUUGACACCUGGUCUCCCUCAGACUCCAUCACCAGCAUCUAUGCCUCAGAGAUGCCCACCCUUGGGAUCCUGACUACAAGGGUGUCAUCACCACCCAGCACUCCUCUGACAGCCACCUCAAAGACCACUCAGCAUCCCAUGAGUUCAGCAUCCUCUAACACUGUAGGCAGCCUUGAGACAUCCACCAGCUGCCAACCCCAGUGUCACUGGACAAAGUGGUUUGAUGUGGACUACCCCACAUCUGACAGGGAGGGAGGAGACAUUGAGACAUAUGACAAGAUCAGGGCCGCUGGGGCAGACAUCUGUGGACAGCCUCAGGACAUCCAGUGUGUGGCCCAGAACUACCAGGACAUGAGUUUGGACAUGCUGGAUCAGAAAGUCAAGUGUGAUGUCAACUUUGGUCUGCUGUGCUAUAACAGGGACCAGGAAGACAAAUUUGGGAUGUGCUACAACUACAUCAUCCGUGUGCUGUGCUGUGAUGUCAGCCACUGCCAAGAACCUACCACCUCUGCAGGGACACCCCCAACACCAGGAACUGCCUCCACUGCUACACAGACCCUGUCCUCCAAGCCUAGUCUGAAUGUGACCAAGACUCAUUCAGCUUUCACCACAUUAGCAACAAGCCUCUCAAAAACUCUACCAGGCUCUAGCCACACAGCCACUCUUGUUACAUCAUCUGCCAGAAGUUCCCUACAUGUUUCAAGUGUCAAGGAAACUAGUAAACCAGGAAAGUUCUCCUCUAUCCAUACAACAGUUGGCAUCCUGCACAAAACAUUACAGUCAUCAACACCUGCCCUGACAACAAAACAAACUUCCUCAACCGGAACCUGGACAAGAAUACUUACUGGUACAAUUGGCUCUGUCUCCUCAAAACUUCCACCCACGAGCCUGGAAUUGACUACAGGCAUAAAAGAGCUCUCUACCAGUACACCAAGGACACAGACGCUACCAGUAACAAUGACUAAUUCCACCAGCAGCCAGGGCAAAACCCACUGCCAAGCCAAGUGUAAGUGGACAGAAUGGUUCGAUGUGGACUCACCAACUUCAGGGGUAGUAAGAGGGGACAUGGAGACCUAUGAAAACAUCAGAGCUGCUGGUAAGAAGAUUUGCCAGGCACCAGAGAAGAUUGAGUGUCGUGCAGAGAACUACCCUGCAGUGAGCAUUGAUAAGGUUGGCCAAAGAGUAACCUGCAACCUGGAGACAGGACUGGUCUGCAAAAAUGAGGACCAGACAGAUGAUUUCAAAAUGUGCUUCAACUAUAAUAUGCGUGUGCUUUGCUGUGAUGAUUAUAGCCACUGCCCCCACACAACUGCUGUACCACAUACAUCUACCACGAACAAGACUACAGUCAGCAAAGAGGCUACCACCAUGGCCCCCAGUUCAGCAACAGGACAAGGACACUUCACUAAAGCUACCACCUUCUCAAACACUGCACAAAGUCUGAUGACCAGCAUUACCCACACAGGAUCUACACCUUUCACAUUCUCAGGCAGCAGCCCUGUGACCUCCACCACCUGCCAACCCCAGUGUCACUGGACAAAGUGGUUUGAUGUGGACUACCCCACAUCUGACAGGGAGGGAGGAGACAUUGAGACAUAUGACAAGAUCAGGGCCACUGGGGCAGACAUCUGUGGACAGCCUCAGGACAUCCAGUGUGUGGCCCAGAACUACCAGGACAUGAGUUUGGACAUGCUGGAUCAGAAAGUCAAGUGUGAUGUCAACUUUGGUCUGCUGUGCUAUAACAGGGACCAGGAAGACAAAUUUGGGAUGUGCUACAACUACAUCAUCCGUGUGCUGUGCUGUGAUGUCAGCCACUGCCAAGGACCUACAACCACCUCUGCAGGGACACCCCCAACACCAGGAACUGCCUCCACUGCCAUGCUCUCUAACACUGCCAUAAACACUUCUUGGACUUCCUCUGCAACCCUCAGCAGUGCUUCAACUACCUCCAUGUCUACUUCCAAAGAGACUCAGCCCUCAUCUUUGCUGAGUACUAGGAUUACAGCCAUGUCUACUCCACUCUCUAGCUCCAAGGGCUGCAAGCCUCAAUGUACCUGGACAGACUGGAUUGACCAGAGUUCCCCUACACCCGGGAAUUCUGGCGGGGAGUUUGAGACCUAUGCCAACAUUGGAGCAGCUGGAAUUGCAAUAUGUGAAAAGCCCGUGGACUUAGAAUGUGCUAUUGUUGACCAGCCCGAUGUGCCUUGGCAGGAAUUGAGACAGGUGAUCAACUGCAGUCUGGACUUUGGUCUGGUAUGCAGGAACCUGGACCAGAUGGGGCCCUUUAGCAUAUGCCUCAACUAUAGAAUCCGUGUGCUUUGCUGCGAUGACUACAGUCACUGUUCUAGCCUCCCUUCCAGCACCAUAACGUCAGGCCUGUCCUGGUCUACCCACACAACCACAGUCCCUUUCACAACCACAGUGUCCUCAAGCACUGAAUCCACCUUUCAAACCAAGCAUCCCUUCAGCUACCCUGUGUCAAGUACUAAAGCAUCCACAUGGACCACAUUUCCAGACUCAGGCUGUGUACCUCGAUGCACAUGGACAGACUGGUUUGAUGCAGACUUCCCUAACCCUGGUCCCAGAGGUGGGGACUUUGAGGUCUAUGCAGUGUUACGUGAGGUUGGCUUUGUGUUCUGUGAUCAGCCCAAGGAUAUCCAGUGCCGCUCUGAGAAGGAGCCAGACAAGCCCCUGGAAAGUCUUGAGCAGGUGGUUCAGUGUGACGUGCGAUUCGGGCUGAUAUGUAAAAAUAUCAAUCAAUCAGGGCCUUUGCAAUACUGUGACAACUACCAUGUGCGCCUCCUCUGCUGUGACAACAGCCACUGCACCACACCACCUACGGCCACCUCCUCAGCCACCCACUCGUCCUCCACCAUCCCUUCCACCUCUCCCCUGUUGCCCAGUCACACUUCCCCAACUUUGAACACCGUGACUUCUUUACCUGAGGUCACUGGCUCCGUUAUGCCCCACUCCUCCUCCGUAGGACCCACUUACACCUCUCCAGUUUUGACCACAGGAACUUCACCUGUAGCCACGGGCCCCACUGUCCCCACUGUGGCCCCCUCCCCUACCUCAGAGACCACUCACACCCCUCAAGUUUCCCGAAGCAGCCAGGUGACCUUCAGCAUGCGUACUGCUUCUACCUUGGGCCUCAGUACCCUCAAGCCUACUGUCUUCUCCAGCCAAUCAUUUUCCCCUUCGCCCUGUUUCUGCCGGGCAUUUGGACAGCUGUUCCUACCUGGAGAUGUCAUCUACAAUAAGACUGACGGAGCUGGCUGCCAGUUCUAUGCCACCUGCAACCGGUACUGUGACGUUGACCGCUUCCAGGGUGCCUGCCCCUCCUCUUCAUCUCCAGAGCCCUCUACUCCUACGCCUUUGUCCCCCCUGCCUCCUGGCUGUGAUAAUGCCACCCCUCCUCGGCAGGUGAAUGAGUCCUGGACCUUAGAGAACUGCACGGUGGCCACGUGCCAGGGAAAUGACCAGAUCAUCCUCCUAGAGCCGGAGCCUGUGGACAAUGUCACCUGCGUCAACAAGCACUUGCCCAUCAAAGUGUGGGACCAGGAGCCUUGUCACUUCCACUAUGAGUGUGAAUGUUUCUGCAGUGGAUGGGGACGCUCACACUACCUGACGUUCGAUGGCACCUCCUAUACUUUCCCGGACAACUGCACCUCAGUGCUCAUGAAAGAGAUCCACCCUCGUCAUGGCAACCUGAGCAUCCUUGCUCACAGCUACUACUGUGGGGCUACCACCAAUGUCACUUUCUGUCCCCGUGCCCUCAGUGUGUACUACAACUCCAUGGAGAUUGUCCUUACCAUCACCACCAGUGCCAGUGGGAAGGAGGAGAGCCUGAUCAUAUGGGACCAAAUGUGGAUAAGAUCAGGUUCCAGCAAGAAUGGUGUGACAGUGUCCUUGAGUGGUACCACCACGAUGAGUGUCAACAUUUCUACCAUUGGCACCAGCAUCACCUUUGAUGGGCACAUCUUCCAGAUACAGUUACCCUACAGAUACUUCAGCAACAAUACUGAGGGCCGGUGUGGUACCUGCACAAACAGCCAGACAGAUGACUGCCGCCGGCCAGAUGGCACCAUAGCUUCCAACUGCCAGGACAUGGCCAAAGACUGGCUGGUGCCUGGGAACAGCAACAACAGCUGCUUAGCUCAGCCUAGCCCUCCCCCAAGCACCACCCCCCAGCCUCCAGUGUCCAGCACACCCACUUCUACCCCGUGCCCUGCUGCGCCUCUCUGCGAGCUGAUGCUGAGUCAGGUCUUCGCCGAGUGUCACUGGCUCAUCCCUCCAGAUACCUUCUUCAAUUCCUGUGUCAGUGACCACUGCAACACCAAUUUUACUGGCAUGCUCUGUCAAAGCCUGGAGGCCUAUGCAGCACUCUGCCGGGCCCAGGGUGUGUGCAUCAAUUGGCGCAACGCCACUGGAGGGCUAUGUGACUUCUCCUGUCCACCUACUAAGGAAUAUAGGCCUUGUGGGCCCCUGCAUCCAGCAUCCUGCAGCUCCAGGACACUGAGCAUUUCAACUGGGACACUGACAGAGGGCUGCUUCUGCCCUGAGAAUCAGCUCCUCUUCAAUUCACGCAUGGACAUCUGUGUGCUGGAGUGUCCCUGCGUGGGACCAGAUGGGCUACCCAAGUCUCCGGGAGAAAACUGGACCAGCAACUGCCAGUCCUGUGUGUGCGACCCCAGCUCUGUGUCGGUACAAUGUGAGCCAAUGCAGUGUGAGAGCCAGGAGCUCCCAGAGUGCACAGAAGCUGGCUCUGUGUCUGUUACCAGGCCCAGGGCUGACAAUCCAUGCUGCCCCGAGACAGUCUGUGUUUGCGAUGCAACCACCUGCCCCGAGAGUGUGCCCACGUGUGACCCAGGGUAUGAGCUGAUCCAAAACCAUGAGAAUGGCAGCUGCUGCCCCAGCUUCAGCUGUCAACCUUUGAUGUGCACACACAAUAACACCUUCUAUGGGGUCGGUGCGAACUUCCUAGGAGAUGAUCACUGCCAAACAUGCACCUGCUUCUCUGUGGGCAAUCAAGAACCAAAAGUAGAGUGUAGAGAGAUCCUUUGUACCACCUUCUGUCCCCAGGGUUUCAAGUACACGCUGAAGCCAGAGCAGUGCUGUGGGGAGUGUGUACAGAAUGCCUGCCUCACGCCAGAGGGCCAGGUGGUGCAGCCCAAUGAAACAUGGGUGAACAGUCCUGUGGAUAACUGCACUGUGUACCAAUGUAAGGUUGAGAAUGGAAUCCAUAUACUGACUCCAAUCCCCACAGCCUGCCCUGAUGUGUCCAACUGUAGGGGAACCCUAAGGAAAACAGGUUGCUGUUACUCCUGUGAAAUAGAGGACUCAAGUAGAUGCCACGUGCGUGUAAAUACAACCACCCUGCAGUAUAACGGCUGUGAAACAGAGGUGGCAGUCGACCUCACCUUCUGUGAGGGUUCUUGCCCUGGAAUGUCCAAGUAUUCCAUGGAGGCCCAGGCCAUGGAGCAUAAGUGCACUUGCUGCCAAGAGAGCAAGGUCCAUGAUGUAGCUGUGACCAUGCAGUGUCCCAAUGGUAAAAUCAUCCAGCACACCUAUACCCACAUCGAUGAGUGCAGCUGUGCCCUGGCCUGCAGCUCCCUGCCCAUGACUUCCAUGAACACUUCCUAGUGCCCAGUGCUGGAAGGCAAUUGCAUCCCCCAACCCCUCAAGUCCCUCCACCUGGAGCAGAACCUGCCCAACUGACCAUGAAACCCUUAGGCAGGCAUGCUCCAUGCGGCCCACAAGAACCCUCUGUGGCCCCCACUGCAUCUGCUCCAUUUGGUGAAACAAGCAUCGUGGAGGGUAAUGGGACAAUUAAGAUCCAUUCGAGGAGGGGGCCAGGUGAGGAUUUGUCCCUUGGAGGACCCUCUUGGUUGUCUUGGCCUCAUCUUCUGUGAUGACAUUUAGAUGUCAUGGAGAAAAACAGACAGCCUGUGGCUGUAGGCCUGUGUGCCCUUUAUCACAUAAAGAAGCCCUCUGCCAGUUAUCUCAAGUGCACAAAGGCAGAUGGGACUGUCCAAGCAAGACAGGCUACCCAGGGAGCUGUGUCAGGCAAAGUGGCUGCCUGCUGGAGGGGCUGUGGGAUCUGGGGUUAGAGAGGGGCCUGUGCUCACCCUGCCCUAAGCUGCAAUAAACCCUGGCACUGUG